This is a messenger RNA of Colletotrichum higginsianum IMI 349063, 552 nucleotides long. Its product is annotated as DNA replication complex GINS protein psf-3. The transcript has 2 exons. Bases 1 to 552 code for a protein of 183 amino acids. The record is from RefSeq and is a predicted model, not a curated record. Gene Ontology annotation, cellular component: GINS complex. Gene Ontology annotation, biological process: mitotic DNA replication initiation. Lineage: Eukaryota; Fungi; Ascomycota; Sordariomycetes; Glomerellales; Glomerellaceae.
AUGUCGUACUACGACAUCGACGCCAUAUUGACAGACGCAGAGAAAGUCCCCUGCAAAUUCGAACUCGAUGUUCCCGACCUAGGAUACCUCGACAACAAUCCCUCCCACGCCCUGAAAGCAGGAACGCAGAUCACGUUGCCGCUCUGGCUCGCCGAGAUGCUCGCCCUCGCCAACACGGGCACUUCCGAGGACUCGAAAGCACCGGUGACGCUGAACCUGCCUCCCGCCCUGUCACAACAAGUCGUCCAAGCCUUGAAGGCCGAUGCGCGGGCUGUUCCGGUCAGGGACCAGAGCGCCCACUUCUACGGCCUCGGUACGCGCAUCCUGGACCUGUUCGACGAGCGAGAGCUCAGCGAGGUCAUGCGAAAGACCUUUGUGGCACGGGCUUCCGAGAUCGCUUUGCACGCCCGGAAAGGAACCGACGACGGCAUCGGCGGCUCCAACGAGGAUUUCCUCCGCGGCCUGGACGAGUGGGAGCGCGGCCUCUUCCGCAAGGCACACGACGGCACCAAGGCGUCCAAGGAGUGGAUGGACAAAGUCAAGAAGCACUGA